Molecule: messenger RNA, 3596 nt
Organism: Grus americana (Whooping crane)
Lineage: Eukaryota; Metazoa; Chordata; Aves; Gruiformes; Gruidae
Gene: TMEM170A
Product: transmembrane protein 170A
Exons: 3
Coding region: 45-464 (139 amino acids)
Biological process (GO): endoplasmic reticulum tubular network organization
Cellular component (GO): endoplasmic reticulum membrane
Source: RefSeq, a predicted model, not a curated record
GGGCGGAAGAGGAGCCGGCGGAUGGCGGCGGGGCCGGUGAGGGGAUGGAGGGCGGCGAGCCGGGCGGCGGGGGGCUCCUGCAGCAGAUCCUCAGCCUCCGCCUGGUGCCCCGCGUGGGCAACGGCACCACCACCUACUCCAGCCCGCUCUCCACCUUCCCAGAGAUGUGGUAUGGCGUCUUCCUGUGGGCCCUGGUCUCCUCCCUCUCCUUCCACGUCCCGGCCGCUUUGCUAGCGCUCUUCACGCUCAGGCAUCACAAGUACGGCAGGUUCAUGUCUGUGAGCCUCCUGCUGAUGGGCAUCGUGGGACCCAUUACCGCCGGCAUCCUAACGAGUGCUGCCAUUGCUGGAGUUUACAGAGCUGCGGGGAAAAAAAUGAUUCCUUUUGAAGCCCUCAUUUUAGGAGUGGGUCAGACAUUCUGCGUGGUGGUGGUUUCGUUUCUACGCAUUUUAGCCACUCUCUAGCUCUUCCCCAGGCGCUGGAGAUCACAGAUCAAUGGAAGAGCGAAGGAUCUGCUGCCUGCACCGUCUCUGAAGCAAAUCACGAGGAAGAGAAACUCAAGGCUUGCCUCGGCAUGUGCUUUCUCCACUGGUUAAAAGCUAUGUGAAGGCCUGCUCCUGCCUCCAGGGUGGCUUGAAAUUAAGCUAAAAAUUGUGAAUUUUGUUACUUUUUGGUAACAUUAAGUGCCAAGUGAAACUUUAUUUCCCUGGAGGAUAAGAAAAGUGCUUCCGGAGGAGGAGGCCCACCUACCUUUUACCAGUGAUGAAUUGUAGCAACAGGAUGCAACAAAAAUAAUGUGACACCGGCUGUUCUGGGGUAGAAACAGUACUACAGAGUGAUGUGAUGUCUUCAGAGCUCACUUAACGCUUUGGCCUCUUGCUGCUUUGUUUGCAGUGAACCUGAAGCUCUUUUAAUGUGAAUUUUUUUAAAUGACAAACUUAAUUUGUUUUCUUCUUGGCCCCAACUUUCUAAUACCAAGUCUUGGUCAUGGUGAAUUUGGGAGCAGCAAAAGGAAAAAUCUUUUUAGAUGGAUAAAACUGCAAAUUUGUGGCCAAGAGCUGUGACUAUGAAUGCUGCGGCAGGGGAAAUGACCGGUGUAAAAAAGAUCGCUAUUUUUAUGAAUUUUAUUAUGGUGAAGCUCCUCAGGCACUGUGUACCUUCUGCCCGAGAGGCAAAGCCCCGCUAGAAAUCCCAGGGCGUGUAUGUGAGCGUGCACUGCUGCUUCUCAGGCUCUGAAGGAGACUCGUAUUUUUAAACUUCUCCAUUCUCCUUUUACUUGCUGAACAUGUUUACAUUGGCGUGGCGGAACUGGGUGUCUUUGCUGAUAUGUAAACAUCACCGACCGGCUUAUAUAAAAUCCGGCGCGCUGUUGCUUCGGUGACUGCGCUGGUGAGAACUGCACGGCUGUGCUGGGUCGUCGUGACUUGGGGCUUCCUGGGUACGGGGAGUGCGAGGUGUUUUCGGUGUCCAGCCCGCAGCGUGGCAGGUGGGAUGCCCGCGAGGGUCCCCGGAAGAGCCCGGGCGAUUCCCGGGUCCAUCAGGGAUGAGCUGUGUGAUCGUAGCCCCAAACCAACCCUUACUGGCAGGUGGUAAGGUCUCUAAUUAGUUGGUUUAGUUGGUUUUAAGUGACUUUUAACUCUCAUAUCCUCUCUCUCUUGUCAGAGGCAUGCCACACGGCUGGGGUUCUGGGGUAGCUGGCUGGGUGCUUUCUGGGGGCUUGGUUUUUUGGGGUCCUUGGGGAAGCUGAGGUUAAAUCCCAAGGCUGUGGCCGGGUGGUGUAGCCAGCCCCAUGGCUUUGCUGUGCUCCUUGUUUGUUUAUCGCCAGCUGACAGGCGUGUGGGCUGCGGAGGGAAGGCGCCGUCUGUCUCCAGCCUCCCAGGACACCCAUCCUGUUUGUGUUUUUGCUGAACUCCUUUGGUUUCCAAACCAGGUCGCCUUUUUUACCUGCAGCAUUUCAUAAGGCCAGUUAUCUUCCAUGAACCCCAUCUCCUCUGUGCUGAAACAACCCUCAACAGGGCCCUGUGUUGAUCAUGAAAAAGAAUUUCUCUCUGCGUACUAACUUCUCCGGAGCAGCCUGUUGACAGCUGAUGGAGAGAGGUGUUUUUCAGGAGCUACUUACUGAGAUCACUCUAAAUUUUAGCCCAUGUUAAUUCAGGGAAUAAAGCUGUGCGUUUUAGGAAAGACUUCAAUGUGAAUCCUUCUCCUUAGAUGGGUGAGGUCCAAGCGGUGUAACGUAUACUAAACCCUGGAUCUUCGGAGUGCCCUGUGUGCUGUGCCGCUUGUAGAGAGCCAGUCUUCCUACCGCUGCAUCCCCCGGGGGAAGGUUGGGCCUCUCCUUCCCUCGUCGCUUCUGCAGGAAUAACGAUCUCUCUAGAUGUCUUUUCCCCCUUCCCACUUCUUAUUUCAAAUGGCUGCAUCCGCAGUGCGUGUCCGGUGUGCCUGGUUUAAUUCACAUGAAUUACCCUGCAUUUUCCUGGAUGGAUUAAAAGUCCCUCAAGGGACUUAGACUGGGCAGGUCUGGCUUUGCCUUUCAGGUGACGCUAGAGACCAGUGUCCUGAGCACCUGCCGCGCUCCCCUUUCCCCCCGCCCCGGUGCCUGGCAUCCCUCAGUAGCAAGGACUAAGCAGAUUGCAACAGGGAAAGCGCGUCAUCGGUGUGCCACGGCGCGAGGACGCUUCCUAUGCAGUAAAGGGGCUGAGGCGUGCAUGUUAAAAGCUCAGAAAAAAGGAAAAGAACCCAAAACCUUGCUUGAUAAAAUUAUUCGGUGCUGCGUAAACCGAGAACUUCCUGUUUUCUACCCAAGUCUGUUUUGAGCGGGGGAUCUGCUUUACUUGAAGAGUUGGCAGCUUGGCCACUGUUUGGAAGUUGAGUGGUUGGAGCCGGUGGCACCUCUCUGAGCCCAGACACCAUGAAAUUUUCAGGGAAUUCUUGCAUAAAAGGUGAACAGUCAGCUGCUGACUUGUCUUGGUAGGUGUUAGUGCUGGGGGAAAAGUUCUUCGUGUCGCCUCAGAGCAUCCUCGGCUCCCUUGGCUGCCUUCCCAACCUCCCUCUCCAGUAAAAGCAGGCCCAAAUAGGGAGGGGGACUAGUUCUGAGUUGAUGCACCAGAUCCUGGUAGUUUUGUCCCCUUUCAUCGCAUCGGUUCGGUCUUCCCUUUGUGUUCCUUAUCCAGAGGCGAGCGGAGGAAUUCCUUCGGUUUCCAGCGGGUGUUGGUAGACUUCGCUCACUCAAACUUGCCAAAAACUGCAAAGACCUUGCAAAAAAUGUCAAUGCCGAUGUGUCCCGGGCCGGGCAGUGCUGUGAAUCCCUGGCCAGGGAACCCAGCCAGGAGCGUUGGGCAAGGAAACACCUCGCAGAGAAGUCUCCUGCCCCGGAGAAAUGUCACUGCUCGAGCCGAGACUCAUGGCCCUGCUCUCUGUGUGCGAACGUCCUCUGUGCUGGUCUGAUUUAGGUACCGCCCGACUUCCCAUCUCACUAACGACUGCAGCUGUCGUGAACAAAUGUUUGUAUGAUAGAAAACUCUGUAAAUUUUAUUUUUCUACUGACACUUCUAAUCCUAGUGGUGAUUAUCAGUAAAUUCUGUAAAGAUCGAGGUGAA